CCCGGCCACGUGGUAGCUUCGCCCCUGGGUGGGCGUGGCCCAGCACUUCCUCAUCCACGUUGAAAAACAUCGUUUGAGUUUCGAACGGCGGCACAUUUGCGGCGCCUCUUCACGUCUCCCUCAGGAAGACUCGUUCAAGCGGUACAAUGGAGAGAUGCUGUGGACUGUUGACAGCCAAGGAAGAACCAGUUCCCCUGAUGGGCAUCGAAGCGGAGGUGGAGGUGAAGGACCACGUGGCCACCGCGGCCUGCACGCUGCGCUACGAGAACGAGGAGGACAAAGCCAUCGAAGCGGUUUUUGUCUUCCCUCUGCCCGCCGACGCCGCCGUCUGCCACUUCAGCGCCAAGAUGGGCCGAACCGAAGUUGUCGCCGAGGUGAAGGAGAAAACGCAGGCCCGGGAGGAGUACGACGACGCGCUGAGCUCCGGCCAGCGGGCCUUUCUGCUGGAGGAGAGCGAGCAGAGCCCGGAUAUCUUCUCUCUGAGCGUGGGCAGCCUCCCCCCGGGCGAGAGCGCCUCCAUCAGGCUGGAGUACGUCGUCGAGCUGGCCGUGGAAGCCGACGGCGGCCUGAGAUUUUGUCUGCCCGCGGUGCUCAACCCUCGCUACCGACCUCCAGGAAGUGAAGUCGCCGGCGUCCAGGUGACGUCCGUUCCCGCCUCCCUCGUGCCCUACAGUCUGUCCUUCUCCGCCCGGGUGUCGUCCCCCCGUCGGGUCUCCAAAGUGGACUCCGACUGUUCCCUGGAGCCCCUGCAGUACCUCAACGAGGAGCAAACCCAGGCGCUCGUGAAACUCUCUGCAGGACACAAGUUUGACAGGGACGUGGAGCUGCUGAUUUACUACGAGGACGCUCACCGGCCGACUGCCGUGGUGGAGGCGGGAAAGGCGUCCGCCGAGCCCGGCACGCUGAUGGGGGACGCGGUCGUCAUGCUGAGUCUGUACCCCGAGUUCCCCCCGGAAGUCACGUCUUCGCUCGCCACGAGCGGGGAGUUCGUCUUCCUGCUGGACCGGUCCGGAAGUAUGGAUUGUCCUCUCGGUGGAUUUAAUCAGAGCGAGACCCGCAUCAGCAGCGCCAGGGACACUCUGCUAUUGCUCCUCAAGAGCUUGCCCAUGGGCUGCUACUUCAACAUCUACAGUUUCGGCUCCACCUUUCAGCACGUCUUCCCUAAAAGUGUGGAGUACAGCGAGACGACCUUGGAAGACGCCCUGAAGAAAGUGGAGCGCAUGGCCGCCGAUCUGGGAGGGACGGAGAUCCUUCAGCCCCUCCGAAGCAUCUACAGCCAGCCCUGCGUUCCCGCUCAACCGCGACAACUCUUUGUCUUCACUGACGGCGAAGUGAUGAACACCAAAGAAGUGACGAGCUUGGUGAAGAAGCAUUCGGCUUCCCACAGGUGUUUCUCUUUUGGGAUCGGAGAAGGGGCCAGCAGCGCUCUCAUCAACGGUUUGGCCAAGGAGGGGGGAGGCCAUGCCCAGUUCAUCACAGGUGCUGAAAGGAUGCAACCAAAGGUGAUGCAAUCGCUCCGGUUUGCGCUGCAACCGGCAGUGGAGGACAUCUCGGUCACCUGGGAUUUGCCCAAGGGGGUCUCCGUCACGCCUCUGUCUCCACCUCUCACGGCAAUUUUCCAGGGUCAACGGUCGCUCCUUUAUGCUCAGCUCACCGGCGAGAGUUCGGAGGCAAAAGACGGCCGUGUCACCGUAAAGUACAACCUGGCCGGCCGGCCGACCCAGAGUCAGCUUUGCUUCGCCCUCCGACCCAAAGAGGACACCUGUUUGACAAUUCAUCGGUUGAGUGCUCGGACCGCGAUCCGCGCCAUGGAGCUGGAGGAGGACGCGGACGCAACUCCGCCCUGGGAGGAGACGGGAGACCGAGAAGGCGGCGUGAAGGAGAAAGUGGUGCGACUCAGCGUCCAGUCCGGCGUGAGCAGCAGCCACACGGCCUUCGUUGCCGUCCGCAAGGGGGAAAAGGGGGACGCGCUUCCAGGACCUUUGCUGAGGCGAAACAUCCCAGCUCCGUCGUACCCCAUGCCAAUGAUGGGUAUGAUGAGGGCGAUGCCCAUGCAGUUCCAUGGAGGGGGAGGUCCUGUCCUGAUGAAGAGCUGCUGCAAUUCUUCAGAACCGGCAGACUUUCUGAAUGACGACUACGAAGAUGCCGAACCUUUCGGAGGGGCCGUGCCGCCAUCGCCGCCCCCGCCUGUUCACAGAGACCCUUUGCUGCAGUUGGUGUCCCUCCAGAAGGCGUCGGGCUGCUGGCUGCUCGACGGGCCGCUGGCGCUUGCGCUGGGAAAGACCAGCGAGGAGCUGGAAAGCCCCAAACCUGCCGAGGUGAGCAAGGAAGUGUGGGCGACCAUCCUGGCUCUCGUCUGGCUUCACGGGCUCAAGUCGGACGCUAAAGACGAGUGGCAGCUUCUGGCUAUGAAGGCCGUGUCAUGGCUCCGCGCUCAAAACGCACCGAGCGUGGUUGCGUGUGUGGAAGCCGGCAACGUUUUGUUGGGUUGUAAAGUGCAGAAAGACACGCUGGGAAUCUGAGCGCUCCGCAGAAGAAUCCACCCGGAACUUCUGCUAUUGAUUUGUUUUGAAAAUAGUGGCUGCCUUCUUUAAUUGCAACUUGUCAUCCUCGAAGCCAUUUAACAAGACACAUCUGUUUUGAUCUCUUAAAGCU
Syngnathoides biaculeatus (alligator pipefish) is the source of this 2655-nucleotide messenger RNA. RefSeq names its product von Willebrand factor A domain-containing protein 5A-like. The coding region runs from base 147 to 2522 and encodes 791 amino acids. NCBI's taxonomy places the organism in Eukaryota, Metazoa, Chordata, Actinopteri, Syngnathiformes, Syngnathidae. The record is from RefSeq and is a predicted model, not a curated record. The transcript has 19 exons.